Molecule: messenger RNA, 489 nt
Organism: Ogataea angusta
Lineage: Eukaryota; Fungi; Ascomycota; Pichiomycetes; Pichiales; Pichiaceae
Exons: 2
Coding region: 1-489 (162 amino acids)
Source: RefSeq, a predicted model, not a curated record
AUGUAUAAUGGAAUCGGUCUGAGCACCGCGAGGGGCUCGGGCACAAACGGAUACGUGCAGCGAAACCUCAGCAACUUACAUGGGGACGCUCGGAUAGACGAGAGUGGAGGUAAACAGUAUUUGAGACGACAGCUUCGGCAGAAACACGAGCGCAAACAGGUUGCCACUACUGUUCGAGACAGAGAAAUCGACCUUCACGAGCGCAAACGACAGCUGGAGAUAAAGGUGAUGGAGUACAGAGAGACACUCGAGGAUGAGGGACUUGAGGACAGCGAGAUCGACAAGAAGGUGGAAGAGUACCGCGAAAAACUCAGGAACGAAAAAGAUGCCAGGGAAAAGUCUCCUACACGCGCGAAAGACAGUCGGCCUGGGAACAGGCCGUACCACGAAAAGGCCGACCCGUUUGUGAAACAGGAACCAAAACCUGCGGUCUCUGUACAGACCAAGAGACAAAACUUUGCCAAAAAUGACAUUGCUCGACCAAUCUAG